AUGUUUUACUCCGAGACGCUUCUGUCCAAGACGGGGCCGCUGGCCCGCGUCUGGCUGUCUGCUAACCUGGAGCGCAAGUUAUCGAAAGCUCACAUUCUUCAGUCGGACAUUGAAAGCAGUGUUAAUGCAAUUGUGGACCAAGGCCAGGCACCUAUGGCUUUACGACUAAGUGGCCAGCUGCUUUUGGGUGUUGUUCGGAUCUACAGUCGCAAAACUAGAUACCUCCUUGACGACUGCAAUGAAGCCCUGAUGAAGAUCAAAAUGGCAUUCCGAUUGACCAACAACAACGAUCUUCCAGCCACAGUCCCCCUGCCACCAGGCGGUAUUACUUUACCAGACGUUUUGACUGAAUCGGAUCUAUUUAUGAAUUUGGAUACGUCAAUCUUGUUCUCGCAGCCAUUGCAACUGGACCAUCGUGACAAAGGCCCCGCAGCUUCUCUUGGUUGGUCGAGCCAACUGCUUCCUGACAGCAGCUCGCCCCAAAAGGCUCGACCAGUCGAACGACCUCAUUUAGAGGAUGAUACCGGUCUUGUUCUCGACUUGGGUGAAGAUGAAGACAUCCCCCUUGGCCACGACACCAGUAUUGAAGUUGGCAGAAAUGCCCCUGCCGCGCGCCCCAUGGGCGAAGAUUUGUUCAGCGAGGAGCCUCGCUUGUUUGAUGACGAUUUAGAUCUUGACCUUGGCUUAGAUGCUGCGCCUCUCCCCAAACUCGGCGGUGAUGAUACCGAAGUUCCCCAAGAUGAAAUCGACAGGGCAGUACAGCAUGAUGAAGAUGUGGCAAUGGGUGGCAUGGAAGAAUUGGGCGUUCCUAUUGCCGAAGAAUCCACCAUUCUAGCAGACCAAGGCAACGACUUCUUACGGAACUCACAGUCUCCACUAUCAUCGGCGCGCUCAAGCGUUGUUCGUGAAAUGGAACAGUCAUUAAUGAACGAAGAAGCAGUCACGGCGCGCCAGCAGCAACGAACCAAGCGUAGAAAGUUGAUUAAACCCGACCACGAUACCUUCUUUUCAAUGGAUAAAAUAAAAGCACAGCAAGACGGCCGCUCCAAGAUCCUCAAACCAGAAUCGUUUCUAUCAUUCCUGCCGCGUGAUCCCGUAUUGCUCACCCUAAUGGCCAUGCAGGAAAAGGGUGAAUUCGCCUCCAAUGUUAUGGCAGGCUGUAGCAUUUACAGUUGGGCACCAGAGUUGAAGAACAUGCUUUCAAUCGAUUGCGUGAGACAAGCCGGUCAACUGAAGCGAAAAAGGGAUAGCGGGGUCUCUGAUAUCGAUUUGGAAGGAGGAGAGAAAGGCCCACAGCUUGAAAUACGAGAAGAUGAGGGUAUCACGCAUUUCGAUGAGGGAGUUGCUUUGGGAGCUGAUUCAUCUAGCGUACUUAAUGCUACUGAAAUCCAUCUUCCUGGCGAGGAUGAAGUGCAGGGUCGUCCAGAGAGAGAAGAAUGGAGCGACGGAGAAGGAAUUGGCCACCGAGAUGACUACGAAGACGGCGAACCAACCAUUCAGCCGAUUGAUAGUGGCCCAAUCUCUCUUGGAACGAAACAUGCGGUGCAUAUUCUUCGUGAACAAUUCGAUGCGCCAACCACUGACGCCUCGUCACAAUCCAAGAGCACGAGCGUUGUUUUCCAAGACAUUCUUCCGGAGAAGACUACAAACAAGGACGAUGCGACCAAAAUGUUCUUUGAAGUUCUCGUUCUAGCGACUAAGGACGCCGUUAAGGUCGAGCAAAGCAGUACUGUGCUCGGUGGACGGUUGAAGAUCAAAGCUAAACAAGCUCUGUGGGGCUCUUGGGCUGAAACAGAAGCUGGCGGUGAAAUCGCAUCCCAGGCAGCGGAAGUUGCUGUGUAA
This is a messenger RNA of Uncinocarpus reesii 1704, 1842 nucleotides long. RefSeq lists its product as uncharacterized. Gene Ontology annotation, molecular function: chromatin binding; protein binding. Gene Ontology annotation, biological process: replication-born double-strand break repair via sister chromatid exchange; mitotic sister chromatid cohesion; synaptonemal complex assembly. The coding region runs from base 1 to 1842 and encodes 613 amino acids. The record is from RefSeq and is a predicted model, not a curated record. Gene Ontology annotation, cellular component: cohesin complex; synaptonemal complex. The transcript is spliced from 2 exons. NCBI's taxonomy places the organism in Eukaryota, Fungi, Ascomycota, Eurotiomycetes, Onygenales, Onygenaceae.